Messenger RNA from Neohortaea acidophila, 819 nucleotides. RefSeq names its product NAD-P-binding protein. Gene Ontology annotation, molecular function: oxidoreductase activity. The coding region runs from base 1 to 819 and encodes 272 amino acids. NCBI's taxonomy places the organism in Eukaryota, Fungi, Ascomycota, Dothideomycetes, Mycosphaerellales, Teratosphaeriaceae. The record is from RefSeq and is a predicted model, not a curated record. The transcript has 4 exons.
AUGACCAACCCAAUCCGAGUCGUAGUCACAGGAUCAAACCGCGGAAUCGGCAAGGCAAUAUGCAGCCUCAUCGCGUCGAGGCAACAUGAUCGGCCAUUGCAACUUUUCGCAGCGUCGAGGAAAGGCGUCGAUCUCGGCCUGAGCGCGGAAAAUACCAUCUAUCCGACCCUCGACAUCGGCAGCCGUGACAGCAUUCGCGCUCUCGCGCAACAAGCGACCCAGCACGGCCCCAUCGAUGUCCUCAUCAAUAACGCCGGUGUCAACCUCGAUGACGAGUAUAGUGUCGAGAAUGCAAAGAAGACGCUGGACGUCAAUUACCGCGGGACAUUAGAGAUGUGUCAAACUGCCAUUCCGCUUCUGUCCCCGCGAGGCCGCAUAGUCAAUCUAUCGUCCAUCGCAUCCUCACUCCGCCCCUUCCCCGAGCACAUCCAGAAGCGCUUCCGAGAUCCCAACAUGUCCCUCGACGACCUCGAAAUUCUCGCGCAAGAAUACGAGACCUCCGUCCAACACGGCUCCGAGCAGCAGUCUGGCUUCGUCGGCCCCAAGCGAGCCUACAGCUUCUCCAAAGCGUGCAUCAACGCCUUCACCCGCAUCCUAGCUCGGGAUAAUCCAGGCCUUGUCAUCAAUGCUUGCUGUCCCGGCUGGGUCAACACGGAUAUGGGCGUAUUGGUAGGCACCUCGAAGCCGCCCAAAACGCCCGAGCAAGGAGCCUUGAUCCCCUACCACCUAGCCUUCGAAGACAUCGGCGAUGUGAGCGGUAAGUACUGGGCGAAUAGCAGUCUGCGGAGCAAAGAAGCCGGAAAAGUGCAGGAGUGGUGA